Molecule: messenger RNA, 1926 nt
Organism: Saimiri boliviensis boliviensis (Bolivian squirrel monkey)
Lineage: Eukaryota; Metazoa; Chordata; Mammalia; Primates; Cebidae
Gene: APH1A
Product: aph-1 homolog A, gamma-secretase subunit
Biological process (GO): positive regulation of catalytic activity; protein processing
Cellular component (GO): membrane
Source: RefSeq, a predicted model, not a curated record
GUCUCGACAGGUCCAUCCCCGGCCCACCCAGUUUAACCAGCUCCAGCCACUCCCAGGACGAAGUCAAGGCCUCAGAAGGCGACUACAACUCCCAGCAGCUCGAGCAGCCCCGCCCCCACGGCUCCGCCCGCGCUGAUUCUCCAUUGGCCUUCCGGGGGUGGAGAUUAGAUGGGAGGUGGCCGUGGGGCUGCGGCGGGGAUUUGUUCCCACUUCGGCUUCCGUAGAGGAAGUCGCGCGGACCUUCAUCUGGGGUUUUGGUGCCCCCCCCCGCCCCUUCCCCGGGGUCCGGGGGUGACAUUGCACCGCGCCCCUCGUGGGGUCGCGUUGCCACCCCACGCGGACUCCCCCGCUGGCGCGCCCCUCCCAUUCGCCCGUCCGGGUCAGGCCCCCACCGUCCCACCCGCCCAGCCAUGGGGGCUGCGGUGUUUUUCGGCUGCACUUUCGUCGCGUUCGGCCCGGCCUUCGCGCUUUUCUUGAUCACUGUGGCUGGGGACCCGCUUCGCGUUAUCAUCCUGGUCGCAGGGGCAUUUUUCUGGCUGGUCUCCCUGCUCCUGGCCUCUGUGGUCUGGUUCAUCUUGGUCCAUGUGACCGACCGGUCAGAUGCCCGGCUCCAGUACGGCCUCCUGAUUUUUGGUGCUGCUGUCUCUGUCCUUCUACAGGAGGUGUUCCGCUUUGCCUACUACAAGCUGCUUAAGAAGGCAGAUGAGGGGUUAGCAUCGCUGAGUGAGGACGGACGAUCACCCAUCUCCAUCCGCCAGAUGGCCUAUGUUUCUGGUCUCUCCUUCGGUAUCAUCAGUGGUGUCUUCUCUGUUAUCAAUAUUUUGGCUGAUGCACUUGGGCCAGGUGUGGUUGGGAUCCAUGGAGACUCACCCUAUUACUUCCUGACUUCAGCCUUUCUGACAGCAGCCAUUAUCCUGCUCCAUACCUUUUGGGGAGUUGUGUUCUUUGAUGCCUGUGAGAGGAGACGGUACUGGGCUUUGGGCCUGGUGGUUGGGAGUCACCUGCUGACAUCGGGACUGACAUUCCUGAACCCAUGGUAUGAGGCCAGCCUGCUGCCCAUCUAUGCAGUCACUGUUUCCAUGGGGCUCUGGGCCUUCAUCACAGCUGGCGGGUCCCUCCGAAGUAUUCAGCGCAGCCUCUUGUGCCGACGGCAGGAGGACAGUCGGGUGAUGGUGUAUUCUGCCCUGCGCAUCCCACCCGAGGACUGAGGGAACGUAGGGGGGACCCCCUGGGCCUGGGGUGCCCUCCUGAUGUCCUCGCCCUGUAUUUCUCCAUCUCCAGUUCUGGACAGUGCAGGUUGCCGAGAAAAGGGAUCUAGGUUAGCCAUUGCCCUGGAGAUGAAAUUAACGGAGGCUCGAGGGUAGACGAGCUCUGAGUUUCUCAGUACCCUCUCCCCAGACUGGACAUCUUUUUCUCAGGCCUGAGGGGCACGAUUUUUGGUGUGAUAAAGACCCUGAUCUGCCUUUUUUUGCUUUUUUGAGGUGGGGGGAGGGAGGAGGGAGGUUGGAACUCUUCUAACCUCCUUGGGCUGUAUUUUCUCUGGAAUUGCGCCUCACAGCUGGGCUCAUUUCUGUCCCUUUCUCCCUGGUCCCAGACCUUGGGGGAAAGGAAAGAAGUGCAUGUUUGGGAACUGGCAAUACUGGAACUAACGGUUUUAACCCUUAAACACCAGCAUCCCUCCUCUCCCCAAGGUGAAGUGGAGGGUGCUGGGGUGAGCCGGCCCUCCAGAGCUGCAGUGCCGCCGGAGGAGUCAGACUACCGUGACAUCGUAGGGAAGGAGGGCAGAUUUUUUUGUAGUUUUUAACUGGGGUGUGGGAGGGGCGGGGAGGUUUUCUAUAAACUGUAUCAUUUUCUGCUGAGGGUGGGGUGUCCCAUCCUUUUAAUCAAGGUGAUUGUGAUUUUGACUAAUAAAAAAAGACUUUGUAA